AUCUCUGUUUCUGCUUAGGAACUAUGUCUUCGCCGUCUCCCGGAGCGGCUCCUCCUCCCACAUCGCCGCCGCCGCCACCAGCCAACAUUACUUCCCCUCCGCCUUCUACUCCGGCUCCCUCGACCUCCGCGCCCCCGCCUUCGAGAAGAAACGGAAAAGGCAUCAUGGACCAGUGGAUUACUAUUCUCCACCACCACCUACUGGACUUAAAGCUGAUGCAUAUGGUGGGCCUGCUUACCAAUGGCAACAAAAUGCUCCACCACCAGGGAAUGUUCCUGUUGUGAUUCCUCCAAAGCAUCGUUCCCCACCUUUAGUGCAUUAUGGCCCCCACCAUCUCCCAUUCCUUCCCCUCAAGGCCCUCACCCUCCGCAUCCACUUCGACCUCAAAUGAGCAGUGGUGGAACUUCAUCCAACUAUUCGGGUUCUUCAAAUUCACUUAUACCACUUUCUCCCGGAAUGUCCCUAAGCAUGUCAAAAAGCACAUUUACCUAUGAAGAAUUGGCAAGUGCAACUGAUGGCUUCUCAAAAGCAAACCUUCUUGGACAAGGCGGUUUUGGAUAUGUGCAUAAAGGAGUACUUACAAAUGGAAAAGAGGUUGCUGUUAAACAACUGAAGGAUGGAAGUGGGCAGGGUGAGCGUGAAUUUAGGGCAGAGGUCGAGAUCAUUAGCCGGGUCCAUCACAAACAUCUCGUUUCUUUGGUUGGAUAUUGCAUCACCGGGUCUCAGAGAUUGCUUGUCUAUGAGUUUGUGCCUAAUAACACUUUGGAAUUCCACUUACACGGAAAGGGAAGGCCUGCCUUGGAAUGGCCUUCACGACUUAAGAUUGCUUUGGGUGCUGCAAAAGGACUGGCAUAUCUUCAUGAGGACUGCCAACCCAAAAUCAUUCACCGUGAUAUCAAAUCGGCCAAUAUACUUCUGGAUUUUAAUUUUGAAGCAAAGGUAGCAGAUUUUGGACUUGCAAAAUUAACUUCCGAUACUAACACUCAUGUCUCCACACGAGUAAUGGGCACAUUUGGAUAUUUGGCUCCAGAAUAUGCUUCUUCAGGAAAACUAACUGAAAAAUCAGAUGUAUUCUCGUAUGGGGUUGUGCUCCUGGAGUUGAUUACUGGGCGGCGACCUUUUGACUCCAGUCAAACUUUCAUGGAUGAUAGCUUGUUAGAUUGGGCAAGGCCAAUUCUAACUCGGGCUCUUGAGGAAGGAAACUUUAGUCCUCUUGUGGAUCCACGGAUUGGAAAUGAUUACAGCCGAAAUGAAAUGGCUCGUGUGGUUGCAUGUAUUGCUUCUUGUGUGCAACAUUCAGCUAAGCGUCGUCCUAGAAUGAACCAGGUUUUGAGAGCUUUAGAAGGACAAGUUUCACUGUCUGAUCUUAACGAAGGAAUCACACCGGGACACAACAUGGGGUACAGCUCAUUCGGGAGUUCAGAUUAUGACACCAUGCAAUACAAUGAUGACAUGAGGAAGUUCAGGAAGAUGGCAUUGGGAACCCAUGACUAUGGCAGCACCGGUCAAUAUAGCAACCCGACGAGUGAAUAUGGUGUGAAUGGCUCAAGCAGCGGUGAAGCCCAUACAACUGGGAAGCAAAGUAGAGGUUUCACUUGAAGAGUUGGAAAAUGGAAACUUAGCACAUAAAAAAAAACCAAGUGCCACAUUGGUAUUGUUCUUAUUGCAUGAUAUAUACUUGUCUCAGCAUAUGAGUAAAAUAGGUCAUUAUAGAGCUCUUUCUUGGUAAGUACUCCAAGUAGUAUCUUAAUGGUUAAUUACUUUGGCAACAGAUAAAUUUCUUUUCGUUUUAGGUAAGAAAUUUAACUGUCUGCU
Messenger RNA from Cuscuta campestris, 1815 nucleotides. Lineage: Eukaryota; Viridiplantae; Streptophyta; Magnoliopsida; Solanales; Convolvulaceae. The record is from the annotation of a GenBank genome assembly.